CCCGGAAAUUACGACUACAAAAAAAAAAAAAAACUACUACUCUAAAAGAACACUUCUCCAGUCAACCGAUUCUCCCAAUUCACUAAUCUUCAAACCCUAGGUUUCCUCUGUAAUGGAGUCGCCGCCGCCGCCGCCGAUGAAAACCACGAAGCGCAGAGCAGCAGCAACAACGUCAAUUACUGGAUUAACCAUUGAUAAUUCAGUUCUUCCUAUAGAAUUAAUAGUUGAAAUACUCAUAAGAUUGCCUGUAAAAACAUUGCUGAAGAUGAGAUCUGUUUCAAAAUCCUGGAGUUCUCUCAUCUCAACUCCCGAAUUUGUCAAAGCACAUGUAAAAUUUUCAGCCAAUAAUCGAGAAUUUGCUCACCACAGGCUUCUUAGUAUCAGGUCAGGUACUCACACUCACGACGACGGACGUACUAGUAGAUGGAAAAAUUUCCGCACAUAUUCUCUUAAUGCAAUCCUGUAUGGAGAAUCUCCCUGUUUACCUGUUGAGCUUCAUAAUUUUGGUAUAAGUUAUUAUGUUUUGUGUUCAUGUGAUGGAUUGUUCGUUAUUUCAAAAACCUGGUAUAAUAAUGACAUUGAGGAUCUGUUUCUAUGGAAUCCGUCUAUUAGAAAGUUGAGUAAACUUCCUUAUUCAGGAAUUGAUGUGUUCAAUCGUAGAUUUGCUUAUGGAUUUGGUUAUAUUGAAUCUCAAAAUGAUUACCAUAUUGUUGAAAUUGUGGCAAGUAAACCUAGUUAUCUCAUUGCUGAUAUUAGUGUUUAUAGUUUAAGAAAUAAUUCGUGGAAAACCAUUCAUGAGUUCCCAAGUAUCUCUUUGCCUGAAAAUGUUAAAUUUAUUAAAGGAAAGUUCCAUUGGAUCACUGGUGGUGGUAGUGGUAGUAACGCGACAUGGUUCAACCCCGGAGAUGAGGGGUUUGGCAAUGUAGCAUUGCCGAACCCAAGUGGUGACACUUGUAACUGGAAAUUAGUGUCUUCAUCUGGUAAUCUAUGUAUGACUUGUGACUAUAGAAACAAGACAGAUGUGUGGAUAAUGAAGGAGUAUGGACUUGCAGAGUCGUGGACUAUUGUGGGUUCGAUCCCUAAAUUUGUAAAUAAGGUGGUUUGGCCGAUAUUCAUCUCUCAUAAUGAUGAAAUUCUAUUGCAAGACGUUUCAGGUUUAGUGUGGUGGUAUGUUUCACGAGAUGAUGACAGUGUUGAUCGUCCUGAGGAUCAAACACGUUGUGAAUGUGACCGUGGAAGCGAGCUUAAUCUAUAUGUAGAAAGUCUUGUUUCGCCAAAUUCUCCUUGAAAAGCGAAAAGCUAUGGAUUGAGGAGUCUAUUGAGGUAAGAAAUGGUACCCCAUCCAUUUCUCAGUAUGAUAUGUAAAUAGACAACUCUUGUAGAAUAAUUGUGAUUAUCUUUCUUCUUGUUGUUGUUUUCCAUGUUGGUGCUAUUUAAACUCUGAAAUAUAAACUCUGUUGUGUCCAGUUUUUCA
Molecule: messenger RNA, 1474 nt
Organism: Solanum lycopersicum (tomato)
Lineage: Eukaryota; Viridiplantae; Streptophyta; Magnoliopsida; Solanales; Solanaceae
Product: F-box/kelch-repeat protein At3g23880
Molecular function (GO): protein binding
Source: RefSeq, a predicted model, not a curated record